GAAGCGUUGCCCCCUGGAAUGAGGGAAGGGGCGCAGACCGGAUGUAGAGGCAGGGCCUAGUUUAUGUGGGCGGAGGUUUGGCGUCGGGGCGGGCCUAGGGUUUGGUGCCGGAACCUGAAGUGUGGGGGCGGAACGUGGGCCUUGAAGUUAGUGGCCCGGGUGUGCGAGUGGGUGCACGGACAUAAAGUGGGAAGGAGGCGCGGCCUAGUGUGUGAGGGCGGAACGGGGGGGCGGGACCUAUGGCGUGAGGCGGGGUCUAGGGCGUGAGGCGGGACGGGGGGCGGGACCCGGGCGUAACCGGCGCCGGGACCGCCCUCUCGCAGUAAGGUCCCUACAUCUCUUGUUUUAACCGGACGGGAACUCUAGGGAGCGGAGUCCCGGUUACUGUCUCACCGGACUCCGGCGGCUGAGGUGAUGGAUCGCAGGCGUGGGGAGGCUUCGGGCUCGGCUCCCUCCGUCCCCGUCCCCGGGCCUGGGUUGGGGCCCACCGCCAGCUGCCCCCAGCAGGAACUGGACGACGCCGAGCUGGCGCUGGCUGGGAUUAACAUGCUGCUUAACAACGGCUUCAGGGAAUCGGACCAGCUUUUCAAAAAAUACCGGAACAACAGCCCUUUGAUGAGCUUUGGAGCAAGCUUUGUUAGUUUCUUGAACGCUAUGAUGACCUUUGAAGAUGAAAAAAUGCAGCUGGCUUGUGAUGAUUUAAAAAACACUGAGAAGCUGUGCGAAAGUAGUGAAGCAGGUGUAAUUGAAACAAUCAGGAAUAAAAUUAAAAAGAAUGUGAGUACACUGUCUGAAUUGGUAUUGGAUGUUGAACAGAUUGAAGAAGAGAUAUUGUUGUGCCUUCUUGACUGUUGCGCUUAUUUGGGAGUGUUGCUUCUGUUUCUCUCCUUCCAAAUUAAAGCAUAUAUUAAAGGUGGAUGGAUCCUCCGAAAAGCAUGGAAAAUUUACAAUAAGUGUUAUGCAGAAAUUGAUGCACUACAGAUGAUGCAUAAAAAAAGAUCUCAGGAAUCUCUGACGUCUGAUCGGGCUAAUGAUAACCAUAUUCCUGCUGUAUCUCUACAAGAAGAGUCACUAAGUAGACUGAAAGGUGCUGUCAGCUUUGGCUAUGGGCUUUUCCAUCUUUGUAUAUCAAUGGUACCUCCUAACCUGCUGAAAAUCAUCAACUUACUGGGGUUUCCUGGAGACCGUCUGCAGGGAUUAUCUUCCCUAAUGUAUGCAAGUGAAAGUAAGGACAUGAAGGCUCCAUUAGCUACAUUAGCCUUGCUAUGGUACCAUACAGUAGUGCGCCCUUUCUUUGCUUUGGAUGGUAUGGAUGCACAAGCUGGGUUGAGGGAAGCAAAAGAAAUUCUACAAACAAAGGAAGCAAUUUAUCCAGACUCCUCUUUGUUUCUGUUUUUCAAGGGGAGAAUUCAACGAUUGGAGUGUAAAAUCAACAGUGCCUUGACAUCAUUCCAAACCGCAUUAGAACUAGCUAUAGAUCAACGAGAAAUCCAACAUGUAUGCUUGUAUGAGAUAGGUUGGUGUAGCAUGAUAGAAAUGAAUUUCAAGGAUGCAUACAAGUCUUUUGCAAGGCUUAAAAAUGAAUCCAGGUGGUCUCAGUGUUAUUAUGCAUACUUGACUGCAGCAUGCCAGGGAGCAACAGGUGAAACUGACAAGGCACAAGAAGUAUUCAUUGAAGUCCAGAAGUUAUUCAGGAGGAAGAAUAAUCAAAUUGAGCAGUUUUCCUCCCGAAAGGCUGAAAGAUUCCAAAAGGAGAAGCCUACCAAAGAAUUAUGUGUCCUCGCUGUCAUUGAAGUGCUGUAUUUGUGGAAAGCACUUGCCAAUUGCUCCCCUUCGAACCUGCAGCAAAUGAAUCAAGCUUGUCAAGAAAUGCAUGAGCCAUUAACAAUUGGGUUAAAACACCUACUCCUUGGUGCAAUACACAAAUGUCUAGGAAAUUCAGAUGGUGCUAUUCAGUUCUUUCAGCUAGCCAUAAAGGAUGAGUUGAGUCGUCAGAACAGUGCAUACAUACAGCCGUAUGCUUGUUAUGAACUUGGAUGUCAGUUAUUAGAAAAUCCAGAGACUUUGGAUAAAGGCAGAACUUUACUGUACCAAGCCAAGGAAGAGUUUGCUGGUUAUGAUUUUGAAAACCGUCUUCAUGUGCGUAUUCAUACUGCAUUAGCAUCAUUGAAAGACGCUAUUCCACAGUGAUCUUUGCCAAAUAGAAGUCCUCUUCAGUGCACAAGUGAUUGAACAUAAUCUGUUCCUGCACUUUAUGCUGUAACUACAUGGCAAAGGAAAUAGUGGUUGGCCUGAGCUCAUGAAGGCCGCCUUAAACCUAAGCAUGUAGAAUGUCUUUGGACGCAUAGGGGCAGUUUCACUGAUAAAUAAGAUGCAUUGAAGCUGUUGCUUCUUUAUUAUAGGUAGUUAAACAGGAGCAGGCUUAGGGAUUCCAAGGAUCAUCCAGUGGCCUUGCUUUUUUUCCACCAGUUUGAUUGCGGUUCAACUGACACCUGACUGUAAUAUCAGUGCAGUUUAACAAAGCACAGAACCCAUUUACAUCACCUGGGCAGAUUCUGAAUGUGCUUUGUUUAAGGUAGCAGAAGGUCAGGAAGGAAAAAGUGUUCAUGGCUUUUGCCUGUUAAUAGCCAUAUUUUUGUUGCACUAAUUAUAUUUUUAAUUUGCCGAGAUUUUACAGCACUGUUAUUUUCAGAUAUGUAAAAUAUUGUUAGCACUUUUUAAAUUCUCUUUUAUAUCAGACCCCACAGAACACCAGCAGCAAAGGACUUGAGUUCAUUUCUGCUCAGGGUCAUUUGUUAAUUAUGAAUGAAAGGUGCAGUAUCUGCAAGGUCUUUUUAUUUAAAAGCUUCUUCAAACCUGUGAUGCCGCUACACUAAGAUGUUGUUUGAGAUCUUCUGGUAUACUUUUUAAAAAAAAAAAUCCAAAUACCUCAGUUGUAGAUCAGAUGCAAGAGAAACAAAAUAAGUUGUAAAAAUUCAUACAUUUUUAAAGAAAAUCUUGGAAACAAGAUAAUGGACAAAUGAAAUUGUCUUGUAGCAUCUCAGCAUCUCUUUAUCUACUGGUCAUUUUUUUGUCAUAUGAUGGUAUUUGUAUCUGCUCUUAACAGGGUAAAUAAGAUUUCAUCCUAUUAGAUGAUGCCUAUGAUAUAUUUAUCAAUGGACCAUUAUCUGGGAGGUGAGAACCACUGAAUAAGAACCUAUCACCUGGAUGCAGAUGUCACCUGAAAAUACUACCAUGUUUGGUGUUAAAGUGUAUUUUUUUUAAAAAAAUUCUGAGGCAUGAUCUAAUAGUAAUAAAAUCAAAAAUAAUAUGGUUCCUGAAUUCUGUAUAACCUUACGUGGCUUGUCCAACAGCCGUGAAUGUUUAUUGCACCAGGUUUCCCCGCUUCCUGAAGCUGUUGACUCUUUGCUGCGUUAUGAUUCCAUAGGCACUGGUUGCCGGCUGAUACCUUGUCCAACUGGCACAGACAUGAGGUCUUUCUGUCUGACUAAGCAGCUCACCUGAACUGUUGCUGGUUAUGUUGGAUUAUUUAUUUAUUUCUGAAUUUUCAGGUUGUUGCUCAGCAAAUGAUUUUAUUUGUGAUUUAGAGCCUUGUCCUGUGUUUCUAAACUUAAGAUCGUGGGAUUUAAGUCCCCUUACUUAGAUAGUAGUAUAAUUCUAUAAUGUGGCAAUUUCUGUUUUAUUUUAACAGUAAAAUUAAAUAACUGAGUUGUCUGACAUUGAGUAAUGUGAUAAACUAAAUGUGAAUCUUCUAAUUUGAUUACAUUGGACAAUGUUAUCAACAGUUUUGCUCCGGUACGCACGUUACUCAGGGGACGGAAAGUUUUGAAAUUACAAAAAUGUUAAUGAACUGAUGUAAGUUACUCAAUGGUUUAAUGUGUCCCUGGUUGUAGUAACAGUAUUUCAUAAACAGAGGAACUUGCAAUUGACAAGUGACUUGAUUCUAGAAAGAUCUAGGCCUUAUAAAUGUUCUGCCUGCCUAUCACUCACUGUUACUGUAAUGCUGUUUAAGACUGGGAUUGAGAACUGAGUCUUUUCAUUGUGUACAAGUGGAAAUGUUGACUAACUGGAUGGUGAGGAAAUCUCACUGUAUUUUUCACUGUCUGUAGACUGCUAUUACUCUGCUGUAUUAAAAAAAGACUUGUGUCCGUA
Rhincodon typus (whale shark) is the source of this 4152-nucleotide messenger RNA. It is a transcript of the gene ttc39c, whose product is annotated as tetratricopeptide repeat domain 39C. Lineage: Eukaryota; Metazoa; Chordata; Chondrichthyes; Orectolobiformes; Rhincodontidae. Gene Ontology annotation, biological process: cilium assembly; otolith morphogenesis. Gene Ontology annotation, molecular function: protein binding. The transcript has 15 exons. Bases 415 to 2190 code for a protein of 591 amino acids. The record is from RefSeq and is a predicted model, not a curated record.